CUACCACGUCAUCGAUCCAAGUGACCUACUCCAUAAUAGAACCUCAACCGUAGGAUCAUCAUUCAUUUGGUGAUUCCUAGCCGUCCAUAUUCUGGUAAAGAUGAACAAGAGAAGGUUGAAGAAAGAGCUCAGUGGGUAGGGUGAAGAAACUGCACUAGCUUUGUUUGGAGCUUCUUCACCACCUUCAACUUCAAUGGCACCUGAAGAGGUUAAUAAACCUCCAUCACUUCCUCCAUACCCUGAGAUGAUAGUGAAAGCACUGGAAUCCCUGGAUGAAAGCGGUGGAUCCAACAAAUCAGCGAUAUCGAAGUACAUAGAAUCAACUUAUGGUGAGUUGCCAGAAGAUCAUUCAGAUCUUCUCUUACUUCACCUCAACAAGAUGAAAGAUAGUGGGGAGCUUGUGUUCUGGAAGAACAACUACAUGAAACCUGACCCAAAUGCCCCACCAAGGAGGGGCCGUGGAAGACCACCCAAACCAAAGGAUCCUAUGCCUCCAAGCACAGUUUUGUCACCACCAAGGCCAAGGGGUCGACCCCCAAAGGACCCAAAUGCUCCACCAAAGGCUAAGGUGUCCUCUACUGGAAGUGGAAGUGGAAGGCCAAGAGGCCGACCAAAGAAAAUUGCUCGGUCAUCUGCGGUGGCGCCGCCUCCUCCCAGUGCCUCCGCCGCCGCCCCUAGUGGAAGGCCGAGGGGUAGGGGUAGGCCUCCCAAGGUGAAGCCUCAAUUGACUGAAGUGAGUGUUGAAUCAUAGAAUGUUUCUUUUGAUGGGUUGAAGUAGUGAUGUACUCUGUAGAAGUUGGUUUGGUCUUUUUAGAUUUUGUGUUAGUGUAAUUGCUUUGUAAAAUUGUGUAGUUGGUUAGCUGGAUUAUUAUGAGGCUUUGUGGGUUUUUAUUUUAUCUAAUUGUCAAAGAGGACAGUGACUUGAGCUUAUCAUGAUUUGGUUU
Messenger RNA from Gastrolobium bilobum, 944 nucleotides. Its product is annotated as HMG-Y-related protein A-like. The transcript has 3 exons. The record is from RefSeq and is a predicted model, not a curated record. Bases 194 to 751 code for a protein of 185 amino acids. Gene Ontology annotation, molecular function: nucleosomal DNA binding; double-stranded DNA binding. Gene Ontology annotation, cellular component: nucleus; chromatin; nucleosome. Gene Ontology annotation, biological process: chromosome condensation; regulation of DNA-templated transcription; nucleosome assembly. NCBI's taxonomy places the organism in Eukaryota, Viridiplantae, Streptophyta, Magnoliopsida, Fabales, Fabaceae.